CUUAUCCACAUUUUCCCAUAAGAAGUGUUAAUUUCAAAAAUGAAAAAUAUAAAAAUAAACCUUGAUAAGUGCAUUAAAACUACGAAUAUAUAAUAAGCAAAAACAUUGUGCUUGUGCCAAAACCAAAUUAUAACUAAUACAGGAACUUUGUUCGAUUUUCCUUAUUUGGUCAGUGCAAAAUUACAUAGCAAGCAUAAGCAUAUCAGGCAAUACAUUCGAAGGGAAAAAUCAAUUGAGUAAUUUGCAAAUACUUCAUUAACUUUAACCUUGUGAAAACUGAUGUUAAGUUUUAAAACGGAUCUGGCAUAAAGGAUUGAGAUUAAAUUGUUUCCAAAUAAUAAAAUACGUUGCAGAGAUAGUUUAAAGUUUUUUCCAAUAUGUUGCGAAACAACUCGAAAUUCAAACGGGUCGUUAAAGUUUCGAAGUAAAAUUGCACUUACACGAAAAUGAAAAAAUUUACAUUCAAGGGAGUCCUUGAUGGUUUUCGACAAAGCGUGCAACCACAGGUGUACAGACAAGAAGUGGAAAUACCGGAACAUUUAAAGCCGGAACACUUUACGCUUAAGAGGACAUUUCGACACGGAUUUCCUUACUGUCCAACUGCGUUCGCCUUUGAUCCCGUGCAGAGACUCCUAGUGAUUGGAGAUAAAUCUGGGUUUAUAAGAAUACUUGGACGGCCUGGUGUAGAUGCUCAAGCAAAGCACGAAGGCGAGUCAGAGUGUGCUGUCAUACUUACGGAAUUUCUAAUCAAUGAAGGUGCACUUGUAACAGUAACAGCGGAUGACACAUUGCACUUGUGGAGUAUACGACAGAAGACGCCGCAAGUAGUUCAGAGUCUCAAAUUUCAAAGAGAGAGGGUAACAUGUAUUCACCUACCUGUUGGAAGCAAAUGGCUAUAUGUUGGAACAGAAAAGGGUAACAUUCAUGUGGUACACGUGGAAACGUUUACGCUUAGUGGCUACAUAAUCAACUGGAACAAGGCUAUUGAAGUGGUUCGAACUAGUCAUCCUGGUGCUGUGAUUGCGUUAUGUGAUAAUCCCAUAGAUGCAAACAAGCUUCUUAUUGCUUUUGAAUGUGGACUUCUUGUUCUGUGGGACCUUAAAAGUAAAUGUGCGGAAUUCCGUUGGCAAGCUGCUGAGCCAGUUAAGUCGGUAGCUUGGCACUAUGAAGGCAAAUAUUUUAUUUCCUCUCAUACGGAUGGCUCCAUAUGUACUUGGCCAACAAAACCUAUACCUAAACCUCAGUCAGUUAUUUGCCCUCACGCUAAAGUUUCUAAGGAAGGCGUAGUAGAAAAAUGUAAACCUAUUUACAAAGUCGAUUUAAAAACGUCACAAAUGGGCGACUCGUUUACAAUAUUUUCUGGUGGAAUGCCCACUGAGAAAAGCUCUAAAUCGAAUUGUAUAACAGUCAUGGUGGGAAAAUCAACGACUGUUUUGGAAAUGGAGCACGCUGUCAUGGACUUCAUUAUACUCUGUGAAAAUCCUUGGUUAUGUGAAACUCAAGAACCCUAUGCGAUAGCAGUACUUCUCCAAUAUGACUUAGUUUUAAUAGACUUACUCACGCCCGGUUUUCCAUGUUUCGAAUCGCCUUAUCCCAUGGACUUACACGAAUCACCUGUUACAUGUUGCACCUAUUUAACUGAUUGUCCUUCGGAUUUGGUUCCUGCUUUUUAUUCUGUUGGUCGAACAACGACUAGUAAAAAAACUGGCUUUUCUGAGCGAGAAUGGCCGAUUAGCGGCGGGGAAUGGUUUCCUGCAUCGUGCAGUUAUUCGGAAAUCGUUAUAACUGGACAUCAAGAUGGCACUUUAAAGUUUUGGGACUCUGGUGCAGGCACUUUGCAAAUUCUGUAUAAAUUGAAAACGGCAAAAGUUUUUGAAAAACCGAAAAAUCCGCAUCCCGAUAGUGGUAUUGAUAAUCCACUUGCCAUUCAGCAUAUAUAUCUUUGCUCUGAAUCGCGCCGAUUAUGUGUUGCUGGUGCUGUUGGACAAGUUAUGCUGUUUAAAUUCCGUAAAGGCGAAUCAACGUCUGAGGUUUUGUCAUUGGAAAUCCCGAUUCUGUAUGAAAAUUUUGACGACAUUUAUGGUACAAGCCCAGAAUGCGAUUUCAUACCACAUCAAGUUCAAAAAACCGAGUCAAGCGAAUCUGAUAAGACCGACUGCCCCUUAAAAGUUAAAGUGGGAGCACAACGAAAACCAGCUGGGUUUCAGUCGCAAUUAGUUUGUCUCACUACUGGUCCAAAUAGAAGAAACGUUCAAGUCACUUCAUUAUGCAUUAAUUCUAGUUAUGGACUCAUGGCAUACGGAACGGAAUACGGACUUGUUGUUAUUGAUAUUGUACAAAAAACCUGUUUGCUAAGUGUUGCGUGUCCUGACUUGUACGGUGCUAAUGACCCCUAUUCCAGGAAUCCUAAAAGCCCGAAACGAAUUGAAAAUAAAGAAGAACAGAGCCGAUCGCCCAGUUCUGAUCAGCUGAACGACACCACUAGCCCCGACAGCCCAUCCAUUGAAUUUAUUCCCGAAACAAAUGAGCCUUUUUCAUCUUAUCAAAAUCAGUCAAAUUCAUCGCGACCCACAUCUCCAGAAAAUGAAAGUGCAUCAACGAAUAUUUUGUCAAAAAGUCCACUUCGCGAAGAAACUCCGAACCCGCCAAAAGAACUGCAAGAUAGAAGAAAGUCAAUGUCAUGGAAAACUUUUAACCUUAAACGUCAAUUAUCAAAAGUCAAUAUGAAAAUUGGUAUUAAUGUUAAUACUGAAAUCGAUCUUAUUAAAAAUAAUUCUGUCUUUUACACUCAAAAAGAAGUAUCACCUGAUGAGAGUGGCGGCGAGAGUGUAUCGCCAAAUGACAAAACAAUUAAGAACGACAGUAAAGAAAACACCUGUGAUUUCAGCAAUGAACCUGAUACUGAUCAACGUGAUUGUGAUGGUAAACAAAUAACCAGUUUUCUCACAAAAGGUUGUAAUAAUAAUGCUAACUUAAGCACAAACGAUGAUUUAGCAGAUCGUGAUGAUAUUUUUGACAUUUCAAACGACUGUCGAACAAAUACGAAAAAAGUAGAGUUCGAAAAAGAAACAACUGAGGAUGGUCAAACUUCAAGGCCUAGUGACUUACCACUCUCCGGGUCUGUUGAUGCCAAUCAGGGAGAAAAUUUGUGUAAUAAAACCGCUCGUCAAAAAUUUAAAGAGAAGCAAAGGGAUCAGCGACUACUAUCUGUUCCAAAUAUUAAAUAUCAAACCCGAGAUAUUCGAGCAAGGACAAAUAAAAUUGAUUCUUCACCGUCCAUAAGUGGAAAUGUUUCAAAAAAAAUAUAUAAAUUGGACGGCUCAUUUUCAAGAUCCAGAUCAUCGUCUAUGUCAAGUAUUGAUAUGUCUUCCUCGGAAUCUGUCACAAGUUUAGCUUUUAUUGAAAGUUAUGGAAAGAAAAGUGAUACUUUAACACUUGUUCCUACACUUUGGAUCGGAACUAGUUUCGGAUCUAUUUUAACUCUUCUGAUAACCCUGCCCGAGAGAGAGUUACGAAAAACGCAACCUGUGUUAGUGGCAAUUAACGGAGGGCCUGUGGUGCGUUUAAAGGGUUCAAUUACAUCAAUGUCAUUUUUAGACUCAUUUGGUUCUUUGAUUCCAUUUUCGUUUGAAGCUUGGCGAGAUGAAAGAGAUGGCAAAAAAGAUCGUACCCCAACAAAGAGUAGUAGUAAAACGAGCCCAACUUUUACACCAACAACUGCCAACACAAUAUCAAGUACUCCGGGUGGAAAUGUUUAUAGCAGCAGUAGCAACGCUAGCAGUAGUGGCAUAAGUGGAAGCCUUAGCACUGGGUUAGAUUCAUUAACAGAUAGACAAUAUAUAGUAAUCACAAGUGAAAAGCAAACAAAAGUCUUCGAUAUUGCAAAUCAAAGUUGUAUUUAUCGCAUUAAUUUAUCAGAGAUGGAUUUUGCAGUAAAAGCGGAAACUAUUUCAAUGAAAGAUGGAUCAUGUUUAGCGAUAUAUCUCUCCAAUGGACAUUUAAUGGUUCAUAGUCUUCCUAGUCUAAGAUUAUUAAUGGAUACCGAUUUUUUACCAUUGAUGGAAUUAAGUUUUCAGACAAAGUGCAAGCAAGGAAUUGUGGAUCCAAUGCUUUCCAUAUGGGGUCAACAAAUCAUUGUUCAUGAGGAUACAACCCAAAUUUCAAAGAUAUUUUGCUUUAGUCACAAAGGGCAUGGAUUGUACAUGGCAACACCCACCGAAAUUCAGAAAUUCACAAUAUCAUCAGAAUUCUGUCAAUUCAUUUUGGAGAUGAUGGGUGAAUUAUAUACCGUACAUGAAAUGCCUGAGCAACCGAAAGAGAGCUUUUUCAAAGGACUAUUCGGUGGAGGAGCGAAAUGUUUGGAUAGAGAAGAACUUUUUGGAGAGCAAAGUGGGAAAGCAAAUAGAUCAGUUGCCAAACAUAUACCUGGUCCCAAUUUGGAUCAGCUAGGACAGCGAGCUUCUACUGCAGCAUCUGAAAUAAGCAGGGCGCAUCAGUUGGCAAUGGAAAGAGGAGAGAAGCUUAAUUUGCUGGAGGAGAGGGCGGAACGUAUGGCCAACACAGCUCAAGACUUCAGUGGAACGGCACAUCAAUUAAUGCUUAAAUAUAAAGAUAAAAAAUGGUAUCAGUUGUAAAAAUCUAUUUUAAGAUCUAAUUCUACCACAGUUAUUGUAAUAUUGCUUUUAUAACACUUUCUACUACAUCAAGGUACACUUAUUUAAUUUCUGUUUUCAAAUAGUAAUGUUAUUUAUAAACUGUUUUUAAUAAAAAUUUAGACAAAUA
Messenger RNA from Anastrepha ludens (Mexican fruit fly), 4782 nucleotides. RefSeq names its product syntaxin-binding protein 5 (gene Tomosyn). The record is from RefSeq and is a predicted model, not a curated record. The transcript has 24 exons. Gene Ontology annotation, molecular function: myosin II binding; syntaxin binding; GTPase activator activity. The coding region runs from base 447 to 4634 and encodes 1395 amino acids. Gene Ontology annotation, biological process: regulation of protein secretion; regulation of exocytosis. Gene Ontology annotation, cellular component: SNARE complex; plasma membrane; cytoplasm. NCBI's taxonomy places the organism in Eukaryota, Metazoa, Arthropoda, Insecta, Diptera, Tephritidae.